GAGAAGAACUGCAGAACACAACUGUCUCACUGCACCACUAACUGUCUCACUGCACCACUAACUGUCUCACUGCACCACUAACUGUCUCAUUGCACCUUCAAGCAGAACCCAGCACCGAUCCUCAAGAUGCAGAAGUGUUUUGGUGGUGUUUGUAUCUCUCUGGUGUUUUGUGCAGUGUUGACUGAGACCCUUGGCAUGGUCAUCGCGGCAAAAGAGAAGCGCGGCUGGACUCUGAACAGUGCUGGAUAUCUGCUCGGCCCUCGUCGUAUUGAUCAUCUAAUACAGAUAAAGGAAGCUCCCAGUGCAAGGGGGAGAGAAGAGCUGCUUGGUGAAUAUGGCGUCGACAGUCACAGGACGCUCAGUGAUAAACACGGUCUGGCCGGGAAGAGGGACGCUCUCCUGGAGGAUGACAUCAAAUCCGGAGCCCUGAGAAUAGCAGACGAAGACAUGGUGCACACCAUCGUAGACUUCCUGUCCUAUCUCAAGCUGAAAGACAUGGGGGUGUUGGACAACCUGCCCUCCUCUCUCACAUCAGACGAGUUCACUCAGACCUGAACCUCACAACUACCCUCCAUCUGCCCGAACAACUCUGACCUCUGACCUCUGACUUCUGAGCUGAAGCCAACUGCAUCUGUGUUGUUUUUGUCCUGUGCUACACUGUAAUCUCGCUGAUGUAAAGAAUAAAAGUCGCAUU
Messenger RNA from Tachysurus vachellii, 694 nucleotides. It is a transcript of the gene gal, whose product is annotated as galanin/GMAP prepropeptide. The transcript has 7 exons. Gene Ontology annotation, molecular function: hormone activity. NCBI's taxonomy places the organism in Eukaryota, Metazoa, Chordata, Actinopteri, Siluriformes, Bagridae. Gene Ontology annotation, cellular component: extracellular region. The coding region runs from base 127 to 555 and encodes 142 amino acids. The record is from RefSeq and is a predicted model, not a curated record.